Daphnia pulicaria is the source of this 3043-nucleotide messenger RNA. It is a transcript of the gene Zdhhc8, whose product is annotated as palmitoyltransferase ZDHHC8-like. The transcript is spliced from 11 exons. The coding region runs from base 208 to 2136 and encodes 642 amino acids. Gene Ontology annotation, biological process: protein palmitoylation. Gene Ontology annotation, molecular function: palmitoyltransferase activity. The record is from RefSeq and is a predicted model, not a curated record. NCBI's taxonomy places the organism in Eukaryota, Metazoa, Arthropoda, Branchiopoda, Diplostraca, Daphniidae.
GUCUGCGCUAAUCAUAACAAACGCGAGUCGAGACUUGCUGACUAGUGUGACGGUUGUUUCGCAAAAUCCACGGCGUUAAAAAAAGUCAAAAUGUUUGUCGAGUUUUUCCAAAAGUGUGAUUUUUGGCUACAUUUUGCCUAGGUUUUACUAGACGUUGAAUGUUUUUACCGGUCGAAUCUAUUGAAUGGGAAGGAUUUGAUCAGUAUCAUGGUUCGAUGCAAGGGCACUAAGGUGCUCCCAGCAUUCUUCGCCUGGGCAAUCUUACUCAUUACAACAGCUCUUUUCUUUUAUUUUCCAUGUAUGUGGUUUUACGAGAAUGUCUCGAUACUUAUACCUCUAUGUGAAGCUGUGGUGACUCUCUUUGUAAUAGCCAACUUCAGCCUGGCAACGUUUAUGGAUGCUGGAGUAAUUCCUAAAGCGUCUCCUGACGAGGACAAAGAUGACGACUUCCGCGCUCCUCUGUAUAAAAAUGUGGAUAUUAACGGAGUGACAGUGCGGAUGAAGUGGUGCGUCACUUGCCAAUUCUACCGACCGCCUCGGUGCUCACAUUGCUCCGUUUGCAAUAAGUGUGUCGAGACGUUUGAUCAUCACUGUCCGUGGGUCAACAAUUGUAUUGGCCGCCGAAAUUACCGCUACUUUUUCCUUUUCCUCAUCUCAUUGUCGUUGCACAUGGCGGCUGUCUUUAGCUUCUCGACGUAUUUCUUGAUCCAGCACAAGGACCGUCUCACUCAGGUUCCCACUGUCGUCUCACUCUGCCUUGUCACGCUGGUGGGCAUCCUUUCCGUGCCCGUUUUCGGUCUCGCUGGGUUUCAUGUAGUCCUCGUUGCCAGAGGGAGGACGACCAAUGAACAGGUAACGGGCAAGUUCCGCGGCGGCUUCAACCCCUUCUCGCGGGGAUGUGGCGCCAACUGCUGCUACGCUCUGUGUGGUCCGCAGUUCGCCAGUUUGGCUCAACCGACGCGUUACGUGGGCCGAAAGCCACACCGCUACACUUUCAGCUCGACGACUAACAACAUCCACAACUCCGACGUGUCCCCCGAUCAGGUUAAGGUGUAUCUCAACUCUGGAGGGCAUGCCAAGGGCAACGGAACAGGACCCGGAGUCACCUACAACAAAUUGCAGUUGUCGCCUUCCAGACCAGCUGCCAUCAGCAUGAUGGAGAAUAGAAACGGAAUCGUUGAUGACAUAGAUGAUGAAAUGGAGUUGACUGAAUUCUACAAUGGCGCUGGCAGCCAAUCAGUGGAUUGCGAAGCUUCACCUCCAUCUCUCCAGAGAGGGGGUUCCAAAUCGAAUUUCUUCAUCGUACCGGCUAAUUCCGGCUAUGGGAUGCGGCCAGGUGGCGAUUUUGGACAACCAGACAUGACCGAUGCAUCAUCUCCUCGCCGGAUGACGACAGUGCAAACUCUCCGCGGUCCCAACGUCCGCGGAUCGCCUCAUCCUUUUAGAGCUAACCGAGGGGGUGAAGGCCAGCGAUCGAGAUCUCACACCCCCGAUGAUCUGUUGAAUGCCGAUGGCGCCGCCAUGGGACUUAACUUUGCCCGCCCUCUAUCGAUUCACGACGUUCAAAAUUCUUCAAAUACUGGAACGAAUUUACAACAGCGCCUGCGUGCGAUUGGCGGUGUUCCUACUCCAUUCGCCGUCCCUCCUCGCGGUGUCUACGCCGAUUACAGCCGACAGAGGUCUGCGACGUCAACGGGCUACGUCCAGGAGCAAGGGAACAAUGACUAUCGGGUCGACUCUAGCAUCGGUGGUGGAUCACCAACAUAUGACUACAGCUCGUCCGGCUACAACUCGCGGCUCCAGCAGCCAGCAGCUCAAAGACGGGUCAAUUCGGAGGGCGAAUUAUUGUCGUCGUAUCACAGAGGAGACGACGGUGUCAUGAACUACUCGAUGCCCAUGACAGAGCGCCGCUCACCGGACACGUACCACGAAGCGCUGUACUCUUCACCGGGCCGACCAGGGGUCUAUUCUCCGACAGCACACGUCAACAAUCGUCCGAUACCGAUGAAUGCGACGUCGUAUCGGAUGAUGGAAAAUGGGCAGCAAGACCUAGCGGGUCCACCGUCAGCCAAACAGGCUCGUAGCCAGGCUCCAACAUCCAGUGUCUACGAAGUGAACUAUGAGAUAUCUGUGUAGCGUGAGCGACGUGGUUGGCCACUCGAUCCUACCGAUCCUACCGACCCUACCAGUGUGUGAAUGAAACCAGAUUCUUCGUUCGCCUCCGCCAAAAAAUAACGGGGGAGGCUCACUCACACAUGUAUACACAAACAAAAAAUUAACUAAAGAUAUAAAUAUUUAAAAAAGAAGAAGACUAGAAAAAAAAAAAGAAUGGUCGUUGGUCUCUCAAGCUUGCCAUCGCGUUUCACCGAGAGAAGAUUAGACGACAGCAAGCUUAACAGGGAGCUCCGCCAUUAACCAUUGUGAAGAGAAACACACCUCCUUUUCUUUAUGUUCCCUUUUUAAUCUAUAUUGUCUCUGGUCUAUUGUAAAAAAAAACAACAUUUGAGCAAUGGGUGAUUGUCAGUGCGAAUGUGCGUGUAUCCGUGAGCGUAGACGGAGACAAAAAAGUAAAAUGAUGUUCUCCAGUGCGAAUGUUAGAGCUGUCCGUGUUGAUACGACUAUAGAUAACGUGCCGUGUGUCAGAUGGGACUAAUGGAAUUCACCACACUGGUGGGUUGAAACUAGUCCACUCGAGUGUACUAUCACGAUUAAUGUUUUCUAAUAAUUUUCUUGCCCAUGGGACAUGACAUAAUUGUUUGUUUGUUUUUUUUCCAAUUUUUUUUUUCAUUUGUGUAAAGAAAUUCGAAGACAUUAACUCUUAGUUUGCCAUCCUGAUGACCCACCCUUUUGUAUUAUAUUUUUGUCACUUUUCUGAUCGUCCUCGUUUUUUUUUUUUUUGCUUUUUAUAAUUUGUGGUGUCCCUCCGUCCUUCAGUGGGUGACCAUCUCGUCUAAUGAUCGUUUAAUGUAGACGAAUGUUCGUAAUUGAAGGACUAUGAGAAAUCAACCGUGACCUUUGAAUACAAAGUAUAGUCCACGUGUGA